Spea bombifrons (plains spadefoot toad) is the source of this 4311-nucleotide messenger RNA. RefSeq names its product structural maintenance of chromosomes 1A (gene SMC1A). Lineage: Eukaryota; Metazoa; Chordata; Amphibia; Anura; Pelobatidae. The record is from RefSeq and is a predicted model, not a curated record. The transcript has 25 exons. Gene Ontology annotation, molecular function: DNA binding; ATP hydrolysis activity; protein binding. Bases 118 to 3819 code for a protein of 1233 amino acids. Gene Ontology annotation, biological process: sister chromatid cohesion. Gene Ontology annotation, cellular component: nucleus; cohesin complex; chromosome.
GACGUCACUAUUAAGCGCGCUCCGUUCGGUUCCUGCAGAAUUGGCGGUUUCUGGGCCCCUUUUCCCGUUCCUCACGGGAUAUUGAAGUGAGACCGAUAGGCGCUCACUGGGGUCGCUAUGGGCUUCCUGAAACUCAUCGAGAUCGAGAACUUCAAGUCGUACAAGGGACGUCAGAUCAUUGGCCCCUUCCGCAGGUUUACGGCAAUCAUCGGGCCCAAUGGAUCCGGAAAGUCGAAUCUCAUGGACGCCAUCAGCUUUGUGCUGGGCGAGAAAACAAGUAACCUUAGAGUGAAGACUUUAAGAGAUCUUAUCCAUGGAGCCCCGGUGGGGAAACCGGCCGCCAACCGCGCCUUUGUCAGCAUGGUGUACUCCGAGGACAGCGGCGAGGAGAAGAUCUUCUCCAGGGUUAUUGUCGGUGGGUCAUCUGAAUAUAAAAUCAACAACAAGGUGGUUCAGCUGGCAGAAUACAGCGAGCAGCUAGAGAAGCUGGGAAUCCUCAUUAAAGCGAGGAACUUUCUGGUGUUUCAGGGAGCUGUGGAGUCCAUCGCCAUGAAGAACCCCAAGGAGCGUACGGCUCUGUUCGAGGAGAUCAGCCGAUCAGGGGAGCUGGCACAGGAGUACGACAAACGCAAAAAGGAGAUGGUGAAGGCGGAGGAGGACACGCAGUUCAACUAUCACCGCAAGAAAAACAUUGCAGCGGAGAGGAAGGAAGCUAAGCAGGAGAAGGAAGAGGCGGAGCGGUACCAGCGUCUGAAGGAUGAGGUGGCUCGGGCGCAAGUUCAGCUUCAGCUCUUCAAGCUCUACCACAACGAGUCUGAAAUUGGGAAGCUGAGUAAGGAGCUGGGCUCCAAAAACAAAGAAAUUGACAAGGACAAGAAGCACAUGGACAAAGUGGAGGAGGAACUGAAGGAAAAGAAGAAGGAGCUGGGGAAGAUUAUGAGAGAGCAACAGGCUAUAGAGAAGGAGAUCAAGGAGAAGGAUGCCGAGUUAAAUCAGAAACGUCCUCAGUACAUCAAGGCCAAAGAGAACACCUCACACAAGAUUAAAAAACUAGAGGCUGCCAAGAAAUCCCUUCAGAAUGCUCAAAAGCAGUACAAGAAGCGCAAAGGGGACAUGGACGAACUGGAGAAGGAGAUGUUGUCGGUGGAGAAGGCCCGACAGGAGUUUGAGGAGAGGAUGGAGGAAGAGAGCCAAAGUCAGGGCCGUGAUCUCACUCUGGAAGAGAACCAGGUCAAAAAAUACCACCGUCUCAAGGAAGAGGCCAGUAAGAGAGCUGCCACGCUGGCCCAGGAGCUGGAAAAAUUCAACAGAGACCAGAAAGCCGACCAAGAUCGCCUUGACCUGGAGGAGAGGAAAAAAGUGGAGACGGAGGCGAAAAUCAAACAGAAACUGCGUGAAAUAGAGGAGAACCAGAAGAGAAUUGAAAAGCUGGAAGAGUACAUUGCUACCAGCAAGCAAUCCCUGGAGGAGCAGAAGAACCUGGAGGAGACUCUGACUGAGGAGGUGGAGAUGGCCAAGCGUCGAAUUGAUGAAAUCAACAGCGAGCUGAAUCAGGUGAUGGAGCAGCUUGGAGAUGCUAGGAUUGACCGUCAAGAAAACAGUCGACAGCAGCGUAAGGCUGAAAUCAUGGAGAGCAUCAAGAGGCUGUAUCCUGGAUCAGUGUAUGGCCGCUUGAUUGACCUCUGUCAGCCAACCCAGAAGAAAUACCAGAUUGCCGUCACCAAGGUGCUUGGAAAGAACAUGGAUGCCAUCAUUGUGGACUCUGAGAAAACAGGAAGAGAUUGUAUCCAGUACAUCAAGGAGCAGCGAGGAGAACCGGAAACCUUCCUUCCACUUGAUUACCUGGAGGUGAAACCUACAGACGAAAAACUGCGCGAGCUGAAAGGGGCAAAACUUGUCAUUGAUGUGAUCCGCUACGAGCCUCCACAUAUUAAAAAAGCUCUGCAGUAUGCAUGUGGUAAUGCGUUGGUAUGCGAUAAUGUGGAAGAUGCUCGCAGAAUAGCCUUCGGUGGUCACCAGAGACACAAGACGGUUGCUCUGGAUGGCACCUUAUUCCAGAAGUCCGGUGUGAUAUCCGGAGGUGCCAGUGAUUUGAAAGCCAAGGCCAGGAGAUGGGAUGAGAAGGCUGUGGAUAAACUCAAGGAAAAGAAAGAACGUUUAACGGAGGAGUUGAAGGAACAAAUGAAAGCCAAGCGUAAGGAGGCUGAGUUGAGGCAGGUCCAGUCCCAGGCUCACGGUCUUCAGAUGAGACUUAAAUACUCCCAGAGUGACCUGGAGCAGACCAAAACACGUCACUUGGCCAUGAAUCUACAGGAGAAGUCGAAGCUGGAGAGCGAGCUGGCCAAUUUCAGCCCGCGGAUCAAUGACAUCAAGCGAAUAAUCCAGAGCCGUGAGAGGGAAAUGAAAGAUCUCAAGGAAAAGAUGAACCAGGUGGAGGACGAGGUGUUUGAGGAGUUUUGCCGGGAGAUUGGUGUCAGGAACAUCAGAGAGUUCGAGGAAGAGAAGGUGAAGCGGCAGAAUGAGAUCGCCAAAAAGAGGCUGGAGUUUGAAAACCAAAAGACGCGUCUGGGGAUCCAGCUAGACUACGAGAAGAACCAGCUCAAAGAGGACCAAGGAAAAGUCCAGACUUGGGAGCAAUCUGUAAAAAAAGAUGACAAUGAAAUAGAGAAGUUGAAAAAGGAGGAGCAGAGACAUAUGAAGAUUAUUGAUGAAACCAUGGCCCAGCUGCAGGAUCUGAAGAACCAGCACCUUGCCAAAAAAUCCGAGGUGAAUGACAAGAACCAUCAGAUGGAAGAGAUCCGAAAGAAGCUGGGCGGUGCGAACAAGGAGAUGACACAUUUACAAAAAGAAGUCACGGCCAUUGAGACUAAGCUGGAGCAGAAACGCAGCGACCGGCACAACUUACUGCAGGCCUGCAAAAUGCAAGAUAUUAAGCUUCCUCUGUCUAAAGGCACAAUGGAGGACAUCAGCCAAGGAGAGGGUGGGUCCCAGGGAGAUGAAUCGGUGGGCAGCUCCCAGCGAUCCUCAACGGUCUAUGCACGAGAAGCUUUGAUAGAAAUUGACUACAGUGAGUUGUCUGAAGACUUCAAGGAUGCUGUGGCCGACGACGAUAUCAAGCAGGAGAUGAGUGCGUUGCACCAGAAGCUGAACGAGCAGCAGAGCAUUCUGCAGCGGAUCUCUGCUCCCAACAUGAAGGCCAUGGAGAAACUGGAGAGUGUCAGGGACAAGUUCCAGGAGACCUCAGAUGAAUUUGAGGCUGCUCGUAAACGUGCCAAGAAGGCCAAACAGGCUUUUGAGCAGACCAAAAAAGAGAGAUUUGACCGGUUUAAUGCCUGCUUUGAGUCUGUGGCGACCAACAUUGAUGAGAUCUACAAAGCGCUCUCCAGAAACAGCAGUGCGCAGGCUUUUCUCGGACCAGAGAACCCAGAGGAACCAUACCUGGAUGGGAUCAACUACAACUGUGUGGCCCCAGGGAAGCGAUUCCGGCCCAUGGACAACUUAUCUGGAGGAGAGAAAACCGUGGCGGCCCUUGCCUUGCUCUUUGCUAUCCAUAGCUACAAACCAUCACCGUUCUUCGUGCUGGAUGAAAUUGACGCUGCUCUGGACAACACCAACAUAGGAAAGGUGGCUAACUACAUUAAAGAGCAGUCGAUGACCAACUUCCAAGCCAUUGUUAUCUCCUUGAAAGAGGAGUUUUACACAAAGGCAGAAAGCUUGAUUGGAGUCUACCCUGAGCAAGGGGACUGUGUGAUCAGCAAAGUCCUGACGUUUGACCUUACCAAGUAUCCCGAUGCCAACCCUAACCCCGGUGAUCAGUAACCUGCACACGGACCCUUUUAUCUUCACUUUUGGAUCAUUUGUGUUUGACCUUUUUUGUUACGGUGAUAUAACUGCCCUACCUGCUGUCUGAAAUGCAUCUUCAUGAUGGGAAUCGGUUUAAUGUGACCUUGAGUCACGCGACCCUUUCCCAUGGAAGCCAUUCGCACGAUCGGGGCAUAUAAACACAGAUGCGCGUUACUGUCGCCUUUUUAAAACCUAAAUCCUAUCCGACUUGUUCAAACUUCUAAUUUUGGAAUUUUAAUCCUAAUUAUGUUGUAAUUAUCAGAAUGUUUUUUAUCAAACGUGAUAUUAUUGUGCUGGAGGCCAUCCCUUCGCCUUCUAUUUUUGUUUUUCUUUUAUUAGGAGGUGGGUAAUUUUAAAGCUUUUAUCAUGUAUGUCGCUGUGGCAGCUUUUAAUGGUUUUAGCAUCUUCUGUUUAUUGUAGCUGCUUAGAUUUAAGUAUUAUUUUGCAAUAAAGAACCUAUAAAUAUCA